AAUUUAGGAGUCAAAAUAAAAAACGUAAUUUUAAAAAUUCAUCCAAAUCAACGAAAAAACAAAUUUCUUGAAAGUGGGUCCUAAAUCCGUCAAAAGAUGUCAGGCAGCAGCAACACCCACUACUCUCGUCUCGUCUCCCUUCUCCCCCUAUUUUGUUUACUCUUUUACUAUCAGAUUCGUUCAUUUCCCGAGUGAAGCCUAACAUUUCCCAAUUUUUGCACUAAUUCAUCCUUAUUCUGCUUCUUUUCUACCAUUUUUGCACAGAAAUCAGCUUGUAAAGUUCACAGCUUUUGAGCUUAGAACCUUCAAUUUCAACUUCUGGAUAACGGGAUUUGGGUGCUAUAGUUUCCUGCCUGCAACAUCGAUGAUUGACGUGUAGAACUCCGCUUUCAGCAUACCUUCAAAGUUUCGGAUUUAGCUGUUUCCUCUUGUUAAGUAGUGGUUUGUUAGAUUGAAGAUGGGGACAUUUCGCUCAAACUACCCCAUUAUACCUGAAGGAAAUAGAAGCAGAUCUGUCCCGCACUUUUCAUGGUUUCACCCAGGAAAUUAUCUAGCUGCAACAAGAAAUGGAUUCAAUCCAUUCCAAGGAACUCAACACAACCCUGAAGGAGCAAUGUCAGCUAUGCCCAUUCGAUGCAUGCCUAUAAAUGAGGCAGCCAAUAUUGUUGUGGAUGAUGAGCCUCAGCCCUCUAAGCCUACUAAGAAGCCAAAGACAUCAAAGAAAACCUCUGAUGAUGCUGCACCAAAGGAACCUAAACCGAAAAUUAAAAAGGCAAAGGCUAAAAGUGGUUCUUCAGCAGCAAAACGUGAGAGGAAAAACUUGAAUUCCCGUAGCAAUGAGUCAACUACAGAUGCUUCUGGACUCCCAGCACCAGUUUGCUUUUGUACAGGUGCUGCUCGGCAGUGCUACCGAUGGGGUUCAGGGGGUUGGCAAUCGUCUUGUUGCACAACUAACAUAUCAGAGUAUCCACUUCCUAUGAGUGCCACAAGGCCUGGUUCACGCACUGCUGGAAGGAAAAUGAGCCAUGGGGCUUAUGAUAAACUUUUUCAAAGACUUGCUGCUGAGGGCUAUGACCUGACUCUUCCGAUUGACCUCAAGGAUCAUUGGGCUAAGCAUGGUACCAACAAAUUUGUGACGAUUAAGUGAAAUGGUCUAGUUUCUCUAUGAAGAUGCCUCUGUUUCCUGUUUCUCCUUUUACAGUAUCUGCAUCAUUUUCCAAGUAGGCAUAAAAUCUUAAUGUCUAUAUCUAAGCAGUUCAAGGUUUUAGGUACGGGUAUGUAGAUUUUUAAACUUGUUUAAGUUCUUUAGUGUAUGGAAGUAUUUAUGAUCCCUUUAUUAAGCCUGAAAUUGGUUUGUUGCUCUUAAUUUUUCCCAACUUUUCCCGUCUUUGUUCUUGAAGGAAAUAGACAACCAUUAAAAUUUAUUGGUUUCU
Messenger RNA from Chenopodium quinoa (quinoa), 1433 nucleotides. RefSeq names its product protein BASIC PENTACYSTEINE7-like. Gene Ontology annotation, molecular function: DNA-binding transcription factor activity; sequence-specific DNA binding. The transcript is spliced from 2 exons. Lineage: Eukaryota; Viridiplantae; Streptophyta; Magnoliopsida; Caryophyllales; Amaranthaceae. Gene Ontology annotation, biological process: response to ethylene. The coding region runs from base 458 to 1147 and encodes 229 amino acids. The record is from RefSeq and is a predicted model, not a curated record. Gene Ontology annotation, cellular component: nucleus.